AUGUUAAUUGAUUUUGUUAAAAACUCUAGAUUUGUGCGAAUUGCAAGGUAUGGUUAUCUUCGAGCCAGAGAUUUUAACUCUUUGUUAGAAUAUGCAAAAACUAAAUCUGAGGAGGAAUAUGAACCUAAACCUUCUGAUAAUAAUAUGAAUACACCUGAAGAGUUAGAUUUGCCUGAGGAAGACUUCAUACCACCAAAUCCAUCCGGCUCUGUUAUAUCUUUGACUAGUACAAAUUUCGAUGAUUUGACAAAAUCUGGUCCUUGGUUUGUGAAAUUUUUUGCCCCUUGGUGUGGCCAUUGUAAAAAUUUGGCUCCAACUUGGGAAGAAUUGGGUCAUAAAUUACAAAAUAAAGUUAAUGUUGGAAAAGUGGAUUGUACCACUGAGAAAGGAUCAAGGCAAUUGCAAAGUCUUCAAGAAUUCGCUGAGCAAGCUGCAUCUGCCCGUUUGGUAGAUAUAACCUUGGCUGAUUUUGAUAAAGCCAAAAAGAUCGAUGAUGUAUUCUUUAUUUAUCUUUAUGAUGAAAAAUCUCCUUCCAAAAAUUUAGAUCCCAAACUUGCCACCUCUUUGAAAGUUUAUACUCUUCCUUCAUUAAUUGUUAUAAAAGAUGAUCUUCAAAAUAGUUACUCUUCCUCAGAUUUUACCGAUCCAUUUGACGACCUUGUGUCUUUAAAAAAUUGGGCUCAAUCUGAAAAAUAUCCAUUAGUACCUGCCAUAGAUUCCGAAAAUUAUGAAGAUAUACUGGCCGGUGAUAGAUUGGUGGUUUUAGGUGUUGUGAGACCUGCUGAUGUUAGGCCUUUCAUUAAAGCUAAAACUACUUUAAAAGCUGUGGCAAAACUUUAUCAUCAACAAACUAAAAAACGUGGUUCUGAAGAUAAUCGUGGUGUAAUAUUUGCGUGGUUGGAUGGUGAUAAAUGGGAAAACUAUAUUUAUAGUAUCUAUGGAUUAAGUAAGAAGGAUUUACCAACCGUGAUAAUUUUUGAUCCUUCGUCUGGUGAAUAUUAUGAUUCUUCAAAAAGCGGUGACAAAUUCACAUUUAGCCAUCAAGCACGAUUGCUUGAAUCUAUUAACGACGCAAAACUCGGACAUCUUGAAGGAAAGAAUUUUGAACGAGGAUAUGAUAAAUUUGAAUAA
Messenger RNA from Racocetra fulgida, 1131 nucleotides. NCBI's taxonomy places the organism in Eukaryota, Fungi, Glomeromycota, Glomeromycetes, Diversisporales, Gigasporaceae. The record is from the annotation of a GenBank genome assembly.